Molecule: messenger RNA, 537 nt
Organism: Didymella exigua CBS 183.55
Lineage: Eukaryota; Fungi; Ascomycota; Dothideomycetes; Pleosporales; Didymellaceae
Exons: 1
Coding region: 121-483 (120 amino acids)
Source: RefSeq, a predicted model, not a curated record
AUGGGGGUUGUGGGGAGGUGUGUGUUGACACCAGAGGCGUGGACAGGCGUCGAGGGCUUGUUUGGAUAGCUUCUGGACACGGUAUGAGUGCGUGGUGUAUUGUCAGAUGUGUACGAGAUAAUGCAUCGAGUGGUCAAGCAUCAACUGUGUACAACAAGCAUGACCACGUACAACAAGCACGACCAUGCACAACAAGCACAACAAGCACGACCAUGCACAACAAGCACGACCAUGCACAACAAGCACGACUAUGCACAACAAGCACGAUUAUGCACAACAAGCACGACCAUAUACAACAAGCACGACCAUGUACAACAAGCACGACCAUAUACAACAACGCAUGGAGCCAUUGGGCAGCAGCAGCAGCAGCAGCAGCAGCAGCAGCAGCAUCGUGGCGACGUUGCAUGCCUACUUUGUAAGCCAAAGCAGAAGCGGGCGACGACAACAGGCUUUGGGCAUGCUUUGGCUCGGACUGGGCGCUGAGUGCUCCCGGAGCCACGCCGUGGCUGUCGAGGUCGGCGGUGAUGGUCUCGGGCG